AUGGAGAGCGAGGUCCUAAGUGAGAGCUCGAGCACCAUCGGUGAUGACUGGGUAAAAGACGCCAACGGCAGCGGAUCUGCCGAUUCCUCGUCCGUACGCGAUGUGGUCGACGUCUUGAAGGAGUUCAGCUCGGUUGAGGGCUCUCCGGUGCAAAAAGAAAGCGAGUUGCGAGCGAGGAAAUGGAUUCGCCUCCUCGGCAUGGCAAAUCGACCCGACCCCCUCUCCGACUGGGAUCAACUCUACAACUUAAAAAGUCAAAGCCAAUUACGAAAUGACUGUCGUAUGCUGGCCAAACAAACUAGGAACACGAAAUCCGUCCCAGAACUCGGAGUCAUUUUGACGUUGUACUGUAAGAAAAGGAAUAUGGACUACGAUAAAGAUUCCGGCUGGACUCUCGUACUGGAAAAGCUCCUAAAGUUUGACUACCCGAUGGAGCACUUGUUCAACAUCUUCUUCGGGUUGACGACGAAAUAUAUGCCAAGGGAAACCAAGCCGGGCGCUCAGGUAUUUGACCUAUUCCGACUCCUCCUACAGUACCACGAACCGGAGUUGUCGUCGCAUUUGGAGUCUAUUAAGUGCUCCCCACACACUUAUACCAGGACCUGGUUUGCCUCCCUAUAUGCCUGCGCGGUCGAUGAUAAAUCUUGUGCCGUACUGUGGGAUUUGUACAUAGAAAGGGGCGACCCCUUCCUCGUCUUCUUCCUCGCCCUGGCGAUGACCAUCAACGCGAAGGAGCAACUUUUAGCAUACACGAAAGAUCAGCGGGAAGAAGCCGUCAAGCUCCUCUCCGAACUUCCAAAAAGCCUGACGGUAGAUGACAUCCCGGAUUUCAUCGAAGUCGCCUUGUACUAUUCGCUUCGUACACCGCAGUGUUUGAGAGAGGACUUCCACGGAACUCUCUUCGGAGCGAACCUGCUCGACGAUUUUGCCGAAAAAUCGAUAAAACAAAGAAUCCCGCGUCGG
This is a messenger RNA of Mesorhabditis spiculigera, 963 nucleotides long. The record is from the annotation of a GenBank genome assembly. Lineage: Eukaryota; Metazoa; Nematoda; Chromadorea; Rhabditida; Rhabditidae.